AAUACACCUAAUAGACCUAGGAAAUUGAAAAAACAUCUUCCUGAUCAAUCACGUCAAAAGAUGUAAGGGAAAUACUUAACAGAUACAUAUAACUCAUAUUACGACACUAAUCGUUAGAAAAGCCUGUAACUUUUCGCUGGCUACCAAAAUGGGCGCUACAGUGACGCCAUAGUCGCUAGCAAGAAAUCCAAGUGAAUACUUUUCAAUUAUCGACAAAACCCAGAACCCCAGAGAAAAACCACUGUUCGGGAACAGAAAACCCUUAAAAUUAGGGUUUCAGGGUCUAAAUCGAUGUCGACGGAGAGGCCGAAGGAGGCGAACAUGCAGGUUGUGAUGGCGGCGGAGAAGCAGAAACCGGGUCUUCCGCCGCGUCAUCCAAUGUCCUUGGCACCGGCGAUGGUGGCUGGGGGAUCCACGGCGAUUGUGGAGUACACUGGUCCGGUGUUCGAGGAAGAGGAGGAGGAUCUGGAGGUUAAGCUCAGACGUAUUAUAGAAAACGUUCCUGUCCGCGUCAGUAACACGUCCGGUAGUUCUGCGGGUUCGGGCUCUGGUGACUUCCACCAGUAUCGGCAGAUGAGACGGAAAGAGCAAGACCGGCUUGCAAGGAUGGAUGCUGACUACCAAAAAAGGAAAGAGCUGGCAGAAUUCAAUAUGAGAAGAGAAGAGAGAUUGAAAGCCACAGAGGAACGCACAGCCAAAAAACGUUUGAAACGCCAAAAGAAAAAGCAGAGAAGGAAGGAGAAAAAGAGUAAAGUAAACAACGAAGUAGCGGAGCAGCAGAAAGAAGCUUCAUCAGAUGAGGAGGAAUCUGAUGAUGGGGGCGGAUGCUGCUAAAUGAGUAUGCCUUUUUUUUUUUUUUUUUUUUUUUUUUUUUUUUUUCCCUCUACUUCUUGCUCUAUUUGACUUCCCAUCGGCGUGUCCAUGGAACUUGGCACAUUUUAAUUAGCCCUUUUUUUAGUUAGCUUGAAUAGAUUGAAGCAGGAUUCAUAGUCCUUGUACCCGAGCUAUAGUUUAACACUAGAUGACAAUGAAAAACGAAAU
Molecule: messenger RNA, 1041 nt
Organism: Carica papaya (papaya)
Lineage: Eukaryota; Viridiplantae; Streptophyta; Magnoliopsida; Brassicales; Caricaceae
Product: PRKR-interacting protein
Biological process (GO): negative regulation of protein kinase activity
Cellular component (GO): nucleolus
Molecular function (GO): protein kinase inhibitor activity; protein kinase binding; double-stranded RNA binding
Source: RefSeq, a predicted model, not a curated record